Messenger RNA from Cladophialophora carrionii CBS 160.54, 783 nucleotides. RefSeq lists its product as uncharacterized. The coding region runs from base 1 to 783 and encodes 260 amino acids. The transcript has a single exon. Lineage: Eukaryota; Fungi; Ascomycota; Eurotiomycetes; Chaetothyriales; Herpotrichiellaceae. The record is from RefSeq and is a predicted model, not a curated record.
AUGUCCCAUUCUCCCUCCCAGUCAACGUCGUCUCUUCACCCCACCACCCCCCACCCGAGCGUCUACCCCCAAUUCAUCCUCCUCGGCGACAGUAUCACACAACUCUCCACCCUGACCUUAACGGCCCGCCUCGCAGAAUGGUACUCUCGACGCCUCGACGUGAUCAACCGUGGCUUCUCAGGCUACACCGCGCCGAUGGGCCAUGAGGUCCUCCAGCAAUUCCUCCCCGCGGACAGUGUGCCUUCGCAGACGGUCGCGCGCAUCAGGUUGAUGACCAUCUUCUUCGGUGCCAACGACGCCUGCGUCCCCGGACAACCCCAGCACGUGCCCCUCCAGCGAUACAUCUCCUCCCUGAAGGACAUAAUCUCCCAUCCAGCCCUCAAGCUGCACGACACGCAAGUCAUCCUCAUCACGCCUCCACCCGUGGAUGAAUAUCAACUGGGCGGCCGUGACCGCACAGCAGAACAUACCGCAAAAUACGCGCGUGCGGCGCUCCAAGUCGGCCAAGAGUGCGGUCUCCCCGUGCUGGAUCUGUGGACCACAUUCAUGCGCAGGGCCGGCUGGACGGAAGGCUCGACGGACGCACUGGCAGGAAGCAAGGAUGCGCCUCGGAGCGAAGUGCUGGGCGAUCUGUUGAUCGACGGGCUCCACCUCACGGCCAAGGGCUACGACGUGGUCUUCUACGAGUUGGUCAAGGUGAUUGAGCAGGAGCUGCCGGGCCAGAUGCCCCAGAGGCUACCGAUGGUGUUUCCAGACUGGAAGGACAAACUCGGCGUCCAGUGA